Messenger RNA from Anoplopoma fimbria (sablefish), 4026 nucleotides. It is a transcript of the gene pld7, whose product is annotated as phospholipase D family, member 7. The transcript has 12 exons. Gene Ontology annotation, molecular function: catalytic activity. Lineage: Eukaryota; Metazoa; Chordata; Actinopteri; Perciformes; Anoplopomatidae. The coding region runs from base 227 to 2860 and encodes 877 amino acids. The record is from RefSeq and is a predicted model, not a curated record.
UCAGCCAAUCAGCGAGGACAGGAAAUCGCGGUUUCUUCAAGUUGUUGUUUACGUACCUGAAGAAACGCUUCAGGGCUCACCUCGCAUUAAACGUCAUAUUAUCAGUUUACGUCACAGAGGAAGGGGUUUCUGCUCGAUGUCUCCACAUUAAGCCGUCUUCCAGAGAGAGCGAAUCCCUAACUCUACGUCCCGUGCCACUGCGUCCUUAAAGCGGGUUCCCCUCAGGAUGCCGAUGGUGCUGCGGUCCAGGAAAUCCAUCCGCCCCCGGCAGGCGGGUGAGGAAGAGUUCCGGGACACGACGCCGCCGCCGGCAGCACGGGGAAGGUCGAGCCUCCCGCCCGGGACGUCUGCGCACGAGGAUUCGGAUGAGUCAGACUCUGAGUCCGUCCGAGGCCAAGUGAUGGAGACGCAUUCAAGUGUCCCUGCUGACCUGGAGGAGGAAACCGCUGAGGAGGCUGGUGUCACGGAGCUGAAGUAUUGCAGUGUGGUGCUGGACCGCCUGCUGGUUGACGACAAGGCUGCAAGAAAAGAGUUUGAGGAGAAAGAAGACAUGAACCGCAAAGGCGGUAAACUCGUCUCCCGAAUCCCCACUUUCAACAAACGGCCGGCCAUUGCCAGCGCGACCCCGGAGCCAGCUGCUCUCAAAAAAGAUGCCCCCGUCCCCGGAGCUCAGCCUGCUGGGAAGGCUUCAGGUGGGAGUGCGGAGGCCUCGAAAUCCAAGCCGCUCGAGGUCAGAGAAACGGCUCUCCCACUGCCAACAGUCCGCGUCCCCAAAGUCGGCCUGGAAGCCCCCCCUCCGUUCGGCAGUCCAGAACUAGCAGCAGCAGCCCGUAGUCCCCUGAUUACUGCACCCAAGAGCUGGAGUUUGUCCGAGCCUGCACAGUACUCUUCAAUGACUGCGAGCCCCAGGCCUGCCCUCAGACCAGACCACGGCUCGGAGCAGCAUGUACCAGAGCGAGACCAGAGCAAAGAGUUUGAAACAGAAACUGACGGCGCACGGGCUGCCCCCGUAUCUCGCCAUCCAGCCGAGGCCUACGUCAGCCAAAAGCCACCGGAGGACGCAGAAGAGCAGCACGGAAGAAGCAGGAUCAUCCUCACUGCUUCUGGAGAUACGGAAAAGUCAGAGCCCGCGGACAUCCUUCACGCAGCCGAGGUUAGCCAAGAGGAGGCCAUUAUGGAUGAACAGCCGCCGUGGGACACGAAGCCGACGCACCCGCUUGAAUUAAAUGACAGCAGAUCCUCGUCAGACGUUGAAUGCGAGGAUGAGUUUGCGGAUGAGAAGUCUGAGGGCCACGAUUCAGCGGAGGAGCAUCACGAACCGCUCAUACUAAGCCAGCCUGAGGUUUCUGAUGCCGCAGAGGAAAGGGCCGACGUCGAUGAACCGACCUCUCCUGUAGCGCCAGAGAAACCCACUAAAGCUCAGUCGACCAGGUCAACCAAGAGCUCAGGAUGCUCCAGUUUCGUCCUCUUCUGCUUCUUGCCCACCACCCUGCUGCUUCUAGGGGGGUUCGGCCAGCACGUUUGGCACUACGGCCUUCCCCUGUCCGUGGCUCAGCUCGCGGCUCAGCUGGAGCUGCACUGGCUGGAGGGCUUCGGCUUCGUACCAGAGCCUUGCAGCACCGACUGUCGAGUGCAGUUGGUGGAGAGCAUCCCCGUGGGUCUCUACCAGUCUUCUCCCUCGCCCAGAGGGAGCAUCGCAGACAGCUGGCUGCGUCUGCUGGACAAGGCCAACAGCUCGGUGCAGAUCGCUGCUUUCUACUUGACUCUGCGAGGCGACGAGUUGGCGGACUCCUCUGACUCUCAGGGAAGAAUGGUCUUUGAGCAACUUAAACAGCUCAAAUCCAAAGGCGUGAACCUCCAGAUUGCCGUCAACGCCCCCCAGAGCUCGACUGAAGAUACAGCACAACUGGCUGCAGCAGGUGCAGAAGUCAGAGAGGUGGACCUCGGGGCUGUGACUGGAGGCAUUGUCCACACCAAGCUGUGGGUGGUGGAUCAAAAGCACUUCUACCUGGGUAGUGCCAACAUGGACUGGCGCUCCCUCAGUCAGGUGAAGGAGGUCGGCCUGUCUGUGGAGGACUGCAGCUGCCUGGCUCAGGACGCCUCUCGGGUCUUUGGGGUGUACUGGAGCAUCGGCGGCGCGGCCAACGGCUCCCUGCCGCCGUACUGGCCUGCUCGUCUCUCUGCCCUGUCCAGCUCCCAGAAUCCCCUGCGACUGAAGUUCAACGGAGUGCCUGCUCAAGUCUACCUGUCUAGCGCCCCUCCUCAGAUCUCCGCCCGCGGCCGCUCCGACGAUCUCUCCACCAUCCUGUCGGUCAUCGACGACGCCCAGAGAUUCAUUCACAUCUCCGUCAUGGACUACCUCCCUCUGUCUCAGUACACAGAACCGCUCAGGUUCUGGCCGGCCAUCGACUCCGCCCUGCGUGCUGCGGCCUGCACCAGAGAUGUCCAGGUCAGACUCCUGGUCAGCUGCUGGAAGCACUCCCCUGCCCCCAUGUUCCCCUUCCUGCAGUCCCUGCUGGCCCUCAACAGGCCUCAGCUGAAGUGUGACAUUGACGUGAAAAUAUUUACAGUGCCUUCAACGGCGGAGCAGAUGAAGAUUCCCUUUGCACGAGUCAAUCAUGCCAAGUACAUGGUCACGGACAGAGUGGUCUACAUAGGGACGUCCAACUGGUCCCAGAACUACUUCACCCAGACAGCCGGAGUGGGCUUGGUGGUGAACCAGACCGGCUCCGUGGUUGAAAAAGGCCAAGAGACCCUGCAGAGCCAAGCAGAGGAGCUGUUCCUCAGAGACUGGACGUCUGAGUAUGCCAGCAGUCUCUCUCUGGACGACGUGGACGUUUGCCCCCGCCACCCAUACUGAGGGCCAAUUGUUCAAAUAAAGCACAUUGAAGAUGAGCAUCCUGCCUGCUGCUGCCACUUGAACUUUAUUCAGCUUCUGCAGAAUCCGCUUGCUGUACCGUGUGAAUGAACACACUUUAUCUUAUGGCCGUUUCCCGGCUGGCUGGCUGCCUUUCUGUAUAUAAUUGCAAGUUUUUUUUUUAAAGUAUUUUGUUCCGGAACGUAUCAUUUUUAUACUCUGCAUUGUUCUGAAUAUUUUCUUAAGAGUAAAUGUGCAAGGGGAACUCGCUUUGUACAAUUUAUUUUCAUGCCUGGAGCAUUCUGUAUAUUUUCUCUUAAACAUGUCGGUGCCAAGCUUUAACAUCCUCACGCAGGAGAUAAAACAUUUCCAAAGAGGUUCAUACACAGACGGCCAUGUUUGCACCGCUGAAGCUAUCAGCUGUUAAUGUUUAUGUAGUGAAACCAUACGAUAUGUUACUCCAAGAUGCUUGUAAAUACUGAUGUCUUGCUCACAAAGAAAUCCAAUUUGAAUAUGUACCACUACAGACAGUAAAAACCGAGCAUGCUUUGCUUUAUGAUUAAAGUGUUCUGUACUUCUCAGGCACCUGUUACUGUAUAUAAUUACUAAAUGUGCCCGUUUCCUUCAUUACCAGGGUCACAUGUUCUAUGCUUGACACACUGUUCCUGUUAUCAGUGGACCUGUUUCUUUAGUAACAGAGCAGUUUGGUGGAUGUUUCUGUAUAAAUAAAACCUUCUUGGAUGGUGAUCUUUGAGAGCGUCAUGAGUACGAGGACAGGAGGGUUGUCGAUUCACCCUAACUACCAAACUUGUUUCUUGCUUGCCUCUCCCGUAUGCAGUUAGUUUUUGGUUAAAUUGUGCCUUUUUUUUUUUUUUUUUAAAAAGGUGCAAUAUAUGGAAUUCAGAGCAUUAACAUAGCAGCAAACAACUAUUUGCUAUGUGAAGAUAUAGUGGAGUGAUACUACCUGAUCAGACAAUAAAAAGGCCCUUUCCCUUGUGUGUUGUUAUCAGAGCUUCUCCUUUAUUGCUUACAUUGCCGUAAACCGGGCAUGUCACGUGUACUUUUAGUGCAUGUGAGCUUGAACUAUCUGCAUGGAUAGUCAUGAAGAGACAACUCUUUAGGUAAGGGAGAUAGUUGUUUUCUGGGUGAACUGACCUUUUUAAAUAUUC